Molecule: messenger RNA, 984 nt
Organism: Vanderwaltozyma polyspora DSM 70294
Lineage: Eukaryota; Fungi; Ascomycota; Saccharomycetes; Saccharomycetales; Saccharomycetaceae
Gene: SWD2
Product: WD-repeat containing protein SWD2
Exons: 1
Coding region: 1-984 (327 amino acids)
Cellular component (GO): Set1C/COMPASS complex
Molecular function (GO): protein binding; chromatin binding
Source: RefSeq, a predicted model, not a curated record
AUGUCGACUGAGAUAAAUAAGGAAACGUUGCUUAGCUAUAAAGCAGUUAAAUCAUUUAGAGUUGCUGAGAAGGAGAUAGCACCUGUGACGUCUAUAGAUUUUGAUGAUCAUGGCCAGUAUUUGUUGAGUUCUUCUGCUAGUGAUACGAUGCAUUUGUAUGAUGCGGUUGGGUUUAGAUUUUUGAAUUCUAUUGGUUCAAAGAAAUACGGUUGCCAUUCUGCUAAAUUCACACAUGCGCAGAAUGAGUGUAUAUAUUCUUCUACAAUGAAAAGUUUUGAUAUUAGGCAUUUGAAUCUGGAGACGAAUCAAUAUAUAAGGUAUUUCACUGGCCAUGGUGCUUUGGUUAGCGACAUUGAAAUGUCUCCCCUAGAGGAUGUUUUCCUAUCGGCUUCUUACGACGAGUCUGUUAGGUUAUGGGAUCUAAGAGUUUCAAAAGCACAAGCUAUAGUGCCUAGUAUUGUUCCUAGUUGUAUUGCAUAUGAUCCAAGUGGAUUGGUUUUUGCAUUGGGUAAUCCCGAAAAUUUUGAAAUUGGGUUGUAUAAUAUUAAAAGUUUAAAAAAUGGACCAUUCUUAGUGAUAAAAGUUAAUCCAGAGUUCAACCAAUGGACGAAACUAGAGUUUUCUAAUAAUGGUAAGUACCUCCUUCUAGCAUCAUCUUGCGGGAAACAACUAAUCAUUGACGCGUUCGAUGGUUCGCAAUUGUUCGAGCUUUUAGGAACAAAACCAUUUCCUUUAAGAGAAUUUAUGGAUUCAGGUUCUGCCUGUUUUACACCAGAUGGUCAAUACACACUGGCUACAGAUUACGAUGGUAGAAUAGCUAUUUGGAAUCAUGGUGAGUCUAUUAGUGGGAAAGUUUUAAAACCUCAAGGUUAUAUAUCAGCCGUACCGGAUUCUAGUCCAAGGACAAUUGCAUUCAAUCCAAAGUAUUCUAUGUUUGUUACUGCAGAUGAAAAUGUCGACUUCUAUGCAUUUGGAACUAAUUGA